Zalophus californianus (California sea lion) is the source of this 998-nucleotide messenger RNA. RefSeq names its product L-lactate dehydrogenase B chain-like. The record is from RefSeq and is a predicted model, not a curated record. The coding region runs from base 1 to 828 and encodes 275 amino acids. Gene Ontology annotation, biological process: carboxylic acid metabolic process. Gene Ontology annotation, molecular function: L-lactate dehydrogenase (NAD+) activity. The transcript has a single exon. Lineage: Eukaryota; Metazoa; Chordata; Mammalia; Carnivora; Otariidae.
AUGGCAACUCUUAAGGAAAAACUGAUUGCACCAGUUGCAGAAGAGACAACCAUCCCAAACGAUAAGAUCACUGUAGUUGGUGUUGGACAAGUUGGUAUGGCGUGUGCCAUCAGCAUUCUGGGAAAGUCUCUGGCUGGUGAACUUGCCCUUGUGGAUGUUUUAGAAGAUAAACUCAAAGGAGAAAUGAUGGAUCUACAACAUGGGAGCUUAUUUCUUCAGACACCUAAAAUUGUGGCAGAUAAAGUGGAUAUUCUCACAUAUGUUACCUGGAAACUAAGUGGACUACCCAAGCACCGUGUAAUUGGAAGUGGGUGUAAUCUGGAUUCUGCUAGAUUUCGCUAUUUUAUGGCUGAAAAACUUGGCAUUCAUCCCAGCAGCUGCCAUGGAUGGAUUUUGGGAGAACAUGGCAAUUCAAGUGUGGCUGUGUGGAGUGGAGUGAAUGUGGCAGGCGUUUCUCUUCAGGAACUGAAUCCAGAAAUGGGAACAGACAACGACAGUGAAAAUUGGAAGGAAGUGUGUAAGAUAGUAGUGGAAAGUGCCUACGAAGUCAUCAAGCUAAAAGGAUAUACCAGCUGGGCUACUGGAUUAAGUGUGGCUGAUCUCACUGAAUCCAUGUUGAAAAAUCUAUCCAGGAUUCAUCCAGUGUCAACAAUGGUGAAGGGGAUGUAUGGCAUUGAGAACAAAGUCUUCCUGAGCCUUCCGUGUAUCCUGAACGCUCGGGGCUUAACCAGUGUGAUCAACCAGAAGCUGAAGGAUGAUGGGGUUGCCCAGCUCAAGAAAAGUGCAGAUACCUUGUGGGACAUCCAGAAAGACCUAAAAGAUCUGUGACUUCUGGCUUCUAGGCUGUAGAAAUGUAAAACUAUGAUGUGAUUAACUGUGAGCCUUUAGUUUUUCAUCCAUAUACAUGGAUCACAGUUUGCUUUUAUCUUCCUAAAUAUGUGAAUCUGGGCUCACAAAAUCAAAGCCCAUGCUUGGUUUAAUGCUUGCAAUAUGAGCCC